UUACAGGAAAUGGAGCGGUCAUAGCUGAAAUUACUGCAGAGGAGUAAAAACCUUUUCCUUGUAAAUUGCAUGUCCAAACUACAUAAGGAAACCGAAAAUUGCAAUUUAAGCACUUCGAUCGUGCUGUGUCACAGUAGCAGCAGCAGCAGCUGAAGACAGUGAGAAUGGUCGGGCGAGUGGAGCGGGGCUGGGCUGGCCAAAUCGACACAGCAACCAAAUAUCCAAGAAACAUUAAACCGAAAGUGUAGCUACAGUAGCCGUUAAAGUAGAAAUCGAAUAGAGGAAAUAUACUUGGGGCAAUAUGUCAACACAAAAGCUGUCAGCGAUUUCAUUAAUUCGAACAAAAGCGUCGAAUGAAUGUGAAAAAUAGUGAAAAAGCGUACUUAAUACAAGAAUGCACGACAGACUCAGAGGAGCUAAUGUAUCAUCAAGUGCGCGCCUCAUCCUCGUGCAGUGCACCACCUGAUUUAUUGCUUGUUAGCGAUCGCGAAAAUAAUAUACCGCUUAGAUCGCCUGUUGUUAACAUAAUAACAACAUCGACUAAUGCCAGCGGUAGUUCGCAAAAACAUCAGCAACACCACCACCAGCAACUGCAGCACCAGCAACAUAUUCCGCAACAAUUACAGAAUGGUACAAAAGACACAACUAGUAAACACUUAAAGAUGAAUAGCAAAAAUAGUAGUAAACUUGUAAAUACAAACACUUCAACACCGCAACAGACAUUGCAACAACACCAACACCAACAGCAGGAUGAAGUCGAUGGACCACAACAGUCGCAGCAACAACGUCAUUCCCAACCGCCACAUAAUAAGGAUGAACGUAUACGUUUAGAAGAAUUCACUUGUGACGUUUCCGUUGAGGGUGGCAAAUCAUCUCAGCCGUUGCAAUUUUCAUUUACAUUCUACGAUCUCGACGGACAUCAUGGAAAAAUUACAAAAGAUGACAUUGUCGGCAUCGUCUAUACGAUAUACGAGUCCAUUGGGAAGUCAGUUGUGGUACCGCAUUGUGGUAGCAAAACAAUAAAUGUGCGUCUGACUGUAAGUCCUGAAGGGAAGACCAAAACAAGUGGCAACAAACUAAAGAAAAUGACAGCAAACAAUGGUGGCAAUAAUGGUGCCACAGUAAGUGUACUACCUCAUGCCAAUGGCAAAAUACACAGCCUAACAGCAACGUCGACUGUAAAUGGACACGGACAUGGUGGACAUGGACAUACACGUCGUCAACAUCGUUAUCGUCCGCGAAAACUAAUUAAGUCAGAUGAAGAAGAUGAUGAUAGCAAUAGUGAAAAAGAGAAGGAAUUGGCUACUGUAGCUGCUGUUGGUGGUGGCAAGUCAAAAAGUAGUAAAUAUAAUAAAAUUAAAAUGGAGCAGGCACAUCAACAGCAGCUACAGCAACAACAACAACAACAACAACAACAGCAACAGUGUUGCCAACAACAGCAACAGGAAAAUAUGGAACAAAAUUUAGAUUUAUCAACGUCAGUGAAUAACUGUCAGCUAGAUAAUUUAUAUGAGAAUGUGACAGGGAAUCUCAAAUGUUACGCCAAGGAUAGUCCGCUUUCAACGGAAGAUUGUCGCGGUUGUGUUAGUGGUACAACUCCUACAACCAGCGGAAAUGCCAAUGGGCAUGCUCGACUGACAACAGAUAUUUACAUGAAGCAAGCAUCAACACGCGUCAAAAUGCUGAGGAAGGCACGUAAACAAAAGUAUCAGGAUCAUUGUCAAGAGACAAGACAACGUAGCCUAUCACUUGGUAGUGAAUCGUGUUGGAAGAAUCGUCAUCCCAUGCAACAAAUACAAAUGACAGCAAAAACUAUAGCUUUGCUCCAGCAGCAAGAGCAGGAGCAACAUGUAGAUGUUAUAGAUGGCGUACAGCUACGUAAUCCGCGUAGAAAUCCAGCCAUGUUGGCAGCUGUAAAACGAAACUCGGCGGAGUGCUGGAAGACUGCAUUGAAUCGUAAUGAUUUAAUUGGUAUCAUAAGAGAGAGCAUGGAAAAGAAUCGCUUGUGUUUUCAACUCAACGGAAAACCCCAAGCAAAUGUGAGUCCCAUAAGGCAACCGCAGCAUCAUCAACAGUCUCAGCAGUCACAACAACAACAUCGUCAACGCUCCAACACGGUGUCAAAAAUACCAACCUUAAUUUCCAACCACAACAAUUCCAUUAUCAACCACACGCACAACAGCAGCAACAACAACAGCAACAGCUUCAACAUCAAUUCGAACAACAACCACAGCAGCAACAACAACUUCGAAUUAAGCAUGCACGACAACAGCAACAACAGCCUGUACCAUCCCCAACCACACAUUCCCAUUUACCAUCAGCAAAUGGCCAUUAAUCCAGCUGUCUUGGCCGCACAAAAUAAUAUUGGCCAUAACAAAAUGAAUCUGUGCGGUUAUGAUUCCUUUUUGCAUGCAACAAUAUGUGGUGGCGGUACAAGCCAUUCACCACCACCACCAACAUUAACAACAACAACAACAGCAGGAACAGCAUAUACUACGAAAAUGAUAAGUAAUCAACCCACCAUACAGCUACAAUACCACCAACAACAACAAUUGCAACAACUAAAACAACCAAUUGCAACUGUACAACCAUUAAUGUCAGCAGUUCCUAUAUAUCCAAAUGCAAUACCAAAAAUAUUUUCAAAUCCAGCAGCAGCAACAACAACAACAAAUAAUCAAAUUAAAACUAGUAAAAUACUACGUAGUGGUUCAUAUUCACAAACCCACCACAGUACAACACACAAUUCACCACAACAUCAUGGUUACCAACGCCUUAGUUCAACUGCACAGGAGCAACAACAUUUGCAACAAUUGGCAGCUACAAAAACAAAUUUGGCUGCAUUGAACUUGCAAUAUCCCAGCGUGGAACGAUCGCAAAUGGAACAUUUAGCAAAAUGGCUGAGUGCGCGUGAGAAAUGUCAUAAAUCAAAGAAGGAUGCGAAAAAUUAUGAUAAUUUACUUUAUGCAAGACUUGGCGAGAAACUGCAAGAGAAUUCAUGCAAUGCUGAUUAUUACGCCAAUAAGGAGAACUUGCAACGUCGCAAGCACAAACUACAAAGGCGCCAACAAAAUUUGGUAAAAUCACACAGUGCUGACAAUUCCAGCAAAUCAACCGAAAGUAGCAGUAACAAUGAAAAAGCGACUGAUAAAAUCGAUUACAUAGAAAUGCUACCAUUGAACGGUGAUCCUAUUGAAUGCGAAAAUCUACUAGGUCAAACAACAGAUGAAGAAACCUCGAAUGAACUAUUAACACCCUGCAAGGAAGCAGCUCAAGCGCUAUUAGCACAGGAAAAGUGUUGCGAGACUAAAGCUCACGUAGCAACCGGGACUUUAGUUGAUUUGACUGAUGAUGCAGAAGCAGUAGUUGAGCUACAAAUCAACACAAAUGGCAUUAAAAUUUGUGCUGAUGAAGAAGAAGUGGAUGCAGUGGAGGAGGAAGCGGAAGAAGAAACUGAGAGUGGUGAUAGUUUAAGUCCUACGAAUGCAGCUGCAAUUGCAACAACUGGCAGUACAGCCAAUACAAGCGCCUCAUCGCUGAUACAUCGUUAUGUACAUGAACACAUACAUCAUCAUUAUCAUCAUUUCAAAGAAAAAGACGAAUAGAGCACAAAAACUGUUUCUUACUCAGCAGUAAAAUGUUUAGUCA
Teleopsis dalmanni is the source of this 3645-nucleotide messenger RNA. It is a transcript of the gene nkd, whose product is annotated as protein naked cuticle. Gene Ontology annotation, biological process: negative regulation of Wnt signaling pathway. Gene Ontology annotation, cellular component: cytoplasm. The record is from RefSeq and is a predicted model, not a curated record. The coding region runs from base 354 to 3602 and encodes 1082 amino acids. NCBI's taxonomy places the organism in Eukaryota, Metazoa, Arthropoda, Insecta, Diptera, Diopsidae. The transcript is spliced from 5 exons.